ACUCCAUCGCGUGAGAUUCCCAAUCCAAGUAGUUAAUGAGUGGCUUCUAGUUUCUAGAGGCUUCCACAGUCCACAUUUUCAAGCUUGAAGCUCCCUGAUUUCUUCGUGGCACUUUCUUUCUAGACCUUUCCACACUUCCCCUUUUAAGUUUUUAAUUAACGCCCCCUUCUUACCCAGUUACCCCGCAGUCCGCAGUCAGCAGUCCGCACCCUAUCAAGAACCCAAAACCCUCACUCACUCACUUGAAUGGCUCGUUACGGCGAAGGAGACAAGCGCUGGAUCGUCGAAGAAAGACCCGACGGCACCAACGUCCACAACUGGCACUGGUCCGAGACCAACUGCCUCGAUUGGUCCAGAAACUUCUUCAACAACCUCCUCAACGACCUCCCUAUUCUCACCGGCGAAUCUAAUCUUUUCAUCGCCACCACUAAGGUCUCCUCCGUCGACGGCGAGGCCUACGUCAACAUCCGCAAAGGCAAGAUCAUUCCUGGAUACGAGAUCUCACUCACCCUCGCCUGGCAGGGCGAAGCCAAGGACUCCGACGGCAAGUCUCUCUUGAAAGUUGAUGGCACCGUCGAGAUCCCUUACAUCUCCGACGAGAACGCCGGCGAGGAUCCCGAGCUCAAGGUUACUGUUAAGGACGAGGGACCGAUUGGAAGGACGCUGAAGGAUGCCAUGCUCUCCAAGGGGAAGCCCUUGAUUUUGGACAAGAUUAGGGUUUGGGUGCAGAGCAUGGCCAAGGGUGGACCUGUUAAGGACGAGCUCGAGACCAAGAAGCCAACGCCGCCACAGCAGCAGAAUCAUGCUGCCGCAGUUGCGUCGGCAGCUGUGGCGCCUUCUUUGGCUUCAGCUGCGACCAAGAAGGAAGGUUCGGUGGAGAAGGAGGCGAAGAAGAAGAAGAAAGAGGGAUUCAAGAGUAUUAGCAUGACGGAGAGGUUCAAUUGCAGGGCGAGAGAUUUGUAUGAGAUAUUGUUAGAUGAGAACAGGUGGAAGGGUUUCACGCAGAGCAAUGCGAAGAUCAGCAAGGAGGUUGGUGGAGAGUUCAGCAUUUUCGAUGGUUCUGUUACCGGAACCAACGUGGAGUUGCAGGAAGCUAAGUUGAUCGUUCAGAAAUGGAGGUUCGGAAGCUGGCCUGAUGGUGUUCAUUCUUUGGUGAAGCUUGUGUUGGAGGAGCCUGAACCUGGGGUUACUGUUGUCAAGCUCACACAUAAUGAUGUUCCUGAAGAAGAUAGGUAUGGAAAUGCCACUGUGGUGGAGAACACGGAGAGAGGGUGGAGGGAUCUCAUCUUCCAAAGGAUACGUGCAGUUUUUGGGUUUGGAAUUUGAGAUUUUAAUUCUUACCAAUGUAGGGUUUUUCUUUCUUUCCUUUCCUUUCCUUUCUUCUUCUAGUGUCAUGUGUUGUAGAAUUUUCACGGAUUUUGAAUCAUUUUAAGUGAGGGGAAAGGUGAAAUUUUAAUGGAUUGACAAUUGCAUAAUUGUUGAACUGUGAUUGAGGCUCUGGUUAAUCUUGCCAAGAGUGUCUUUCUUAAAAAUACUUUCUUUCUGCUUUUGCAUAUUCUUCAAUGUUC
Molecule: messenger RNA, 1568 nt
Organism: Arachis stenosperma
Lineage: Eukaryota; Viridiplantae; Streptophyta; Magnoliopsida; Fabales; Fabaceae
Exons: 3
Coding region: 247-1326 (359 amino acids)
Biological process (GO): positive regulation of ATP-dependent activity; protein folding
Cellular component (GO): cytosol
Molecular function (GO): ATPase activator activity; protein-folding chaperone binding
Source: RefSeq, a predicted model, not a curated record